Molecule: messenger RNA, 1116 nt
Organism: Colletotrichum paranaense
Lineage: Eukaryota; Fungi; Ascomycota; Sordariomycetes; Glomerellales; Glomerellaceae
Product: methyltransferase domain-containing protein
Exons: 9
Coding region: 1-1116 (371 amino acids)
Source: RefSeq, a predicted model, not a curated record
AUGACUGGAUCACUAUAUGCUCAGUCGCCGGUGCCCGCCUCGCCCCCGGCGGCAACGGCUACAUCUCCCGCCAAGUCAAAGACCGCGUCACCGAAAAAUCGGAGUCCAUCGCGGUCAAAAACUGCUUCACCAGUAGCGCAGAACUCACCCGCGGGCCAAGUUGCAGGCGAAGUUACAGAUGAUAUUGAAGUUGACGAAGGAUUCAGUGUCAGCGAUGGAGCUUCAACGAUUGAUGAUCAGAUAUCAUCCUACACAGCUUCCUUAGGCUCCAGUGUGAUCGACUAUCCUGUAGAGCAUGGACGUCGUUAUCACGCUUUCCGAGGAGGAGCUUACUAUGCUCCAAACGAUGAGAAUGAGAUGGACCGUCUUGACUUCCUCUCGACCUUGAUCUUCAAAGCCAUUGGCAAGUUGUACUUAGCUCCAAUUGAGCAGAAGAAAACUCAUCGCAUCUUGGACAUUGGCACUGGGACUGGAAUCUGGGCUAUGGAGAUGGGAGACUUGUUCCCCAACGCUGAGAUUAUCGGGAACGACCUGAGCGCAAACCAACCAACUUGGGUACCAUCAAACGUUAAAUUCGAGGUCGACGAUGUCGAAAGCCCUUGGUUGCAUACAACCAAAUUUGACUACAUUUUCUGCCGGUCUAUGGCCGGUGCUAUUGCUGACUGGCACAAGUUGGUCAAGAAUGUUUACGACAAUACCAACGCCGGAGGCUGGGUCGAAUUCCAAGACUGGGAUCUCCUAUACCGCUCUGAUGAUGGCUCCAUCACCGAUAAGCACGAAAGUCUGAAGAUGAAUAAGACGUUCAUCAGCACCUGCAGGCAGAUUGGCCGUGAGCCCUGUCCGGGCCCCUUAUUCAAGGACUGGGUCACGGAGGCCGGCUUCACCAACAUCACCCAUGAGACGUAUAAACUGCCAAUUGGUACUUGGCCCAAGGAUCCCCAUUAUAAGGAUCUCGGUCUCUGCAACCUCAUCCAGAUUUUGGAUGGUUUGGAGGCCUUCAAUUUGCGACUACUUACUGGCGUACUUGGCUGGACGAAGGAGGAGGUCAUGGUGAUGCUAGCAGCUUGUCGAAAUGAGUUGAAGACAGGCGUCUUCCAUGCCCGCAUGGAGUUGUGA